UCGGCGUCAGUUGGUGUUGGUUGGUAUCGUUUAGCAAUUUCGAUAUCGUUCGGCGUUACAGCCCACCAUCGCUUGAUUACUCGGUAACUUGUUGGUUUCAUCUGGCCUCGUUCAGCUUCGUUCGAUCGGGAAGUCAUUCCGUGGCCGUGCAUUUCUCUCUUUGCUCUUAACAAGCGUUGUAUCGCAAACAACGGCUUCGAAAACACUGCGUGUCGCAAUCGCGGUUCGUACCCGCGAUCACGAUCCUCGGAAUCCGGAGUGAGACGAGUGGAAUGAUAAAUGGUCGCCACCAGCAGCAUGGUAUAUGAGGAGAUAGUCGAUAUACGGGGCAGCUGACCCCAGCCACCGCGCACGCUUUUCACGCGCGAGAUGCCCCACAAUUUAAACUCAGCUUCCGCCAACUUCGUCAACACGGGACCGAAUCAUCAAGUCUAUCCACAGCAGCCGUACCAUCGAGAGAAUGCAGAUGGAGUCCAGCCCGAGAAAGAACCGGUGGAAUUCGACACGUCGCAUUUGCGAGGCGCUCCAGCGGAGGUCGAAGCGUUGGUACACAACAUCAAGGAGGUCGCCCAGCAAUUUCUCUAUCAUUGGCGAACGUUCCCUGUCGUUCUGCCCCCGUCAUUAUCUUCAUGCACAGAAGGCGAGGAUACGUUGGCACGAAAGAAAUACCAUCUAAGGGAUCUCUUCGUGGCGCCCAGCUUUGAUGAGCUGGACGCCGUUGCCGUGGACAGCAAGGGUGAGCCUAGAAGACUGACCAACAAACAACUGGAGAGCAUCAGAGAGCGAGGCUUGCACAAGGAUAAAUAUGGAAAGCCGAAGAAGCUGAAUGCCACUCAGUUGGAGAGCAUUCGAAGAUGCGGAGAGUUCGAAGUAGACUCGAUCAACUUCGCCGGGCAGACUCAUCGAUGGCGAUUGAGCGGUCUUCUACAACGCGGCCGAGACAGACGGCGGGAUGCGUUACUCACAGAUCUCGCCCUGGCGACUAGGUUUCUCGUUGUAACGGCAAAGGCUAGAUUAAUUUCCCAUUGCUUCAGUGUCUCACAAUCUCUUAAAGCCUUGUUAACGGGGCUGUUACGACUUCUCGACAUUAUAAUCGGUGUACCGUCGCUCCAGGCACACAAUCUAGAUGCUAAAAUUAGAGAGGAACGCUGCCGAUAUCUGGUGGCGGAAUUAGUCUGUAAGCCAGAAUAUGAGGAUUCUUUGGAACUCCUUUGUGGAUUUAUACGGAAGCAACUUCGUCGGGCGACAACGGAGAAAUUCGAAGUCGAAAGAGAAUCGUCCCAGCUGUUGCCCGUUUCAGUUCCUUUUGUAUUUGGAACACCUGGUGGGGCCGCGGUUGAUCUCAGGCUGUUUAGCAGAGACAUAAUCAGAAAAGCUUUACCGACGCUCGUUGCGAUUCUGGAGAGAGAGACAAGAGGCUGGUUCCUUCACUUCAGAGAAAGACUGAUAUCGGAAUUGAGAGCACAAAAGAAAUCGGACGAUGAAAUAGAACGAGAAGUUAACGAAGCAGUAAUGCGCGAGUACUUGCAAAGAGUGUAUUCAAAUAUCUUGUCGCAUCCUGACAUACUUGCACUAGGUGAGGGCAUUGCUCAGUUGCUGGUUCAACAGGCACAGUCGAUUGUGUUGAUGCACCGAGCAGUAGAGAACGUGCAACGGAAACUAUCGCAAACCAAAGAAUCUCUGCGAUAUCGCAUCGAAAGCGAGCAUCCGAUCCUGUCACGGAUACAACCAUGGAUGCGCGAUCGCAUGCGUGAAGCCGAGGAGAAUUUUAUCGAAGAAUGCGAAUGGAGUGCGCACGAAGAAGCUCUUGCACUCUGCAGCCAUCAGAAUCUCACACAGACCGUGUACUUUCUCAAUCGUGAUUUAACUUUCAUGAAAGAGAGAGAACCAGUUCUUCUGAAAGAACUGCGGAAGGUGAAAACCCCGACGAGAACUUUCCAAUGGCCGACCCAAAUCUGGCUACCAAAGAACUGGAUAAUAAGACGCAAUUUUCAAGGUCAGUCCGAAAUCAUUCCUACUGUACUGAGCAAUACUCCGACUUCUAUCACGACGCCUCGCGCUGAUCCCAGUCAACCCGUCUUUUUGGUUGAAAGAGAAAUUGUACACACAACUACAACAAGAUGGCCGAUGUGGCGCUGGAUAAAUUAUAUCGCCAGAACAUGGUGUUGGACAUGGAAUGCAAUGUUCUUGUUGGGUGUAGCCGUACCAUGGUGUAGUCCAGUAUCUUUCCGCGCUUUAUUAUUGAUACAACCAUUUACACCCGACCUGGAAUUGAGUCAACUAAAUGGAACAUUGUUUCCGAGAAAAUCAUCUCAAAUGCCUACUCUCUGUUCUCGACUAAUAGCACUGUGGAGGCAUAUUAGUAAAAGUCGAACGCACUUUGAAACUGAACCAGAUACAGGAUUCAUCGGCAAAGGUAUGACCAGACAUUUAAAUAGGCUAUGGAACUACGGUGCAAAAGGUCUAUUAGGCACACUCAUCAUUCUAUUCGUGUUUCCCAUCGUGUGCGUUCUGGCGAGCGUUAGUUCGCUGGUUAUCACUUUUACUGCGAUCUUGUGGAUGCCUCUGGUCACAAUGACGUUGCAUGCGUUCAUGGCUCUCGUGAUGGAUCUGGAUAGUCCUGAGCCGAAUCGCAAUCGAUAUUUCGUGGUGAUGGAAGCAUUAGUCUGGAAUAUCGGUAUUCAAGGCUGUCUGCAACCGAUAGCGGCGUUAUUCGUAGCUCUUGCCCUAUGUCCAGUCAUCUCAUUCGUGAUACUUACAAUUGCUGUGAUACGUUAUUGGGUCAGAGUGCUCUGGGAUACGGCUAUGUUCCACUUAGUGAUCAAAAAUAGAGGUCGAAUACCAGCGAGCGACAGUUUUGUCGUAAAGAGAAUAGCUGGACCGGGACUAGCUUCGGAUUAUUAUUAUCAAAUACGAGCGGAACAAGCAUUGGCCGCGUUUGAAGCGAAAUUAGAAUUGGACGAAUUGCUGGCUUAUCAACAAGAAACUGAAAGAUUAAUCACUCAACCGCAGAGAGAUUUUACUCAAUUUGUCGAAGCCUGUUUUGGUCCAUUCGCUGCUAGUCUAGCCAAGACAAAGGAUCCGUACAAAUCGCUUGAGAAAGAAGCCAAAGAUUUAAUCGCUGUGUUGCACGAGAAGCUGGAUCGACGAAGAAAGAAUUUGCAGACAGGCCUCGGUGUUGCGGUGCGGAGUAAGAUAAAAUUAACCACUUUCGAUUUAAAGGUGGUUAUACAACAAGGCGCAUUGAUGUUAGAACGUCUCUAUCCCACUCACGUUUUGGCGAGAUUAUCUGGAAAUGAGGAAGACUUUUGGGAGAACAAAGGUUUAGGGAUAUGCGACUGGGCGGGCUUGGCAGGGCUUAUGUAUGCCGAUAUCUUCAGUCUAGAUUUUCUACAACCACUCGACGAUUCUGAUACAAAAUUCAGAUUGGAACCGCAUCCGGGAGUCGAUUUGUUACGAUACACGGACAUAGUACACAGUACUGAGCUUGGUGGCAUUAAUGGACCCGAUUUACUCGGCGCUGUUUACGCACCACGUGGGAAUAUCCAAGUGCACAGCCCAUAUCUCGAGGUAUCUGCUUUCAAUCCGAGAGCUAAACAAGCUAGCAACAGCAGAAAGUCUGACAAACGAUGUGAUACUAACGGCCUGUUAACAUCAACGAAAAUUCGAAGACGCACGAUGACGAAUGAGAACAGCGCGGAGGGACGGUGGCAGCCGUGGAAACGUCAAAUUCAUCCGUAUAGUGCGGAGAAAUUGGUGAUACCUCUACCGAUUCCGCAUCCGGCUCACAUAGCGAUGACCAUACACAAUCGCGAUUCGGAGGAUCCGAUACCGCUCGACUCCGAACUGUGUCAGAACAUCCUUCGAGCCAUCGAGGAGUCGCCCGGCGAGAUGGCGACGGAAUAUGUGAGUCGAUACAGAGGUGGCGGUGGCGACUCCAGCUUCGACUCCGUCGCGUCGCAGUCAUCGGUCUCGAUCGACACUGGUCUAAACAAGGAAAACGACACAACGCAGGAGACCGCCGCUGCGACCACCGAGAGGGAAGGCGAAACCUACCACUGGACGCUGUCAAAUUGGGGCGGUGGCAUAACGCGAAGACGGAAUAAUUCUGGAUCCAUAAAGGUUGAUCUAGCGUCACCAGAGGAUGUCACCCUCGACACAGAUACCACCAGAGUGAUGUUCAGCACAUACGGAACAACCGUCUAAAUUAAGUCCGCUAUUAUACGCGCCGAAUAAAAAAUUAUUUCAUUUCGCAUUUAAAUAAUGUUAAAAGAAAGAAAGAGA
Atta colombica is the source of this 4284-nucleotide messenger RNA. RefSeq lists its product as uncharacterized. Bases 370 to 4206 code for a protein of 1278 amino acids. The record is from RefSeq and is a predicted model, not a curated record. NCBI's taxonomy places the organism in Eukaryota, Metazoa, Arthropoda, Insecta, Hymenoptera, Formicidae. The transcript is spliced from 16 exons.